Rotaria sordida is the source of this 1107-nucleotide messenger RNA. NCBI's taxonomy places the organism in Eukaryota, Metazoa, Rotifera, Eurotatoria, Philodinida, Philodinidae. The record is from the annotation of a GenBank genome assembly.
AUGACUAGUUCAACUGACCCAUCACUUGGUCAUGAUGCUCGCACGUAUUAUAACAGUCCACAGCAGCAGGGUUUAGAUCAACGUAAUGAAAGUAAAAUUUUAUAUAUGCGUAACUUUAACAAUUGGAUCAAAAGUCUAUCAAUCAAUGAAUAUUUACAACGUCUUAGAAACGAACAACCUGAUCGAAGUAAUAAGAUUCAUGUAUUUGAUAUGGGUUGUGGUAAAGGCGGCGAUCAACUUAAAUGGCAAGUUGGUCGUGUUAAUUUUGUUACUUUUGUUGAUCUUGCUGAAAAUUCAGUUGAAAUAUGCAAACAACGUUAUUACGAGAGACAGAAAAAAUGCAAUUAUAAUGCAGAUUUCUUCCCACUUGAUUGCACUAAAGAACUUAUUCGAGAUAAACUUAAAACUACUGAACCAUGUUUUGAUCUAGUCAGUACACAAUUUGUUCUUCAUUAUGCAUUCGAGAAAUUGAAAUCAGCCGAUCAAUUUCUACGUAAUGCUGCUGAAUUUUUACGUGUAGGUGGCUAUUUUAUUGGUACUACUGUGAAUUCAUGCGAAUUAGUUGAACGUUGUCGUAAUUCACCUAAUCAGAAAAUUUCAAACGAUGUAUUUAGUGUUACAUUCGAUCCUUCUAUUGAUUUGAGUAAAACAAGCAACGAAUCAAUUCCAUUAUUUGGUGCUAAAUAUCAUUUUAGUCUUGAUGAUGUUGUUGAUUGUCCUGAAUAUCUAGUCUAUUUUCCUUUACUGGAAGAAUUGGCAAAAAAACAUGGUCUAAAAAAAGUUGAACGACAAAUAUUUAAAGACUAUUUCAAUAAUAAUAAGGAUACUCGAGAUGGUCGUUUCCUACUAUCGAAAAUGAAUGCUUUAGAGUAUUAUGAACUUCCUCCAAACAAUCCAAAUUAUCAACGAGGACCAAUAAUUGAUCAUACUCGAUAUACACAUGCUGCAAAUUAUAUUAAUGAUAUUAAUACACAACAUCAAGAUUCUAUAAGAAGUUGUCGAACUUUAUCCAAACAAGAAUGGGAUAUGACAAGUCUCUAUAUUAUGUUUGCUUUUCAAAAAAUACAUCAAGUCGAAUAUGAUGAUAAGAAUACUACAGAACAAUGA